UUUGCCUUUCGCUUUGAUUUUUAAAGAAACGAGAACUCUUUCUUUUCUCCUCUGUGCGGCGAUUUCUCUGUGUGUGCGUUCCUAAAUUUUCAUGGUUUAGAAGCUCGAUACUGGUUCGAUUCUUCUUCGUCGCGACGAAAUUCUGUGAGCAUUAAUUCUUUCGAUUCGAAAUGGAGAGAGAUUUCUUAGGUUUGAACUCGAAGAUUGUAUCUAUGGCUUUGAAAGAAGAAUUUGAAGAUACUUCCAAAAAUACAGGUAUGCAGUGGUCGUUCUCCAACAAGGUCUCCGCUGUUCCCCAAUUGCUGUCUUUCAAGGCCGCUCAAGAUGAGAAGCAAAGGAAAAUUACUGUCGACCCACUUGGCCCUUAUUCCUCCGUAAUUCAGAAGAAUGUAGCCUCUGAUAAGAAGCCUGCAAAUCAGUAUGCAAUGACAGCGUAUCGUUUCCAAAACGCCGAGCCUGUGGUUCGUUCCAGUGUUAACUUGCAGCCGUUAGGUGGGGUUCCGAUUCCGACCGCCAUUUCUGUUCCUUUGACGAGCUCUGUAGUCGGUACUACCGAGUUAAGGAAUGCUUCAAUGCCUCCCGGUUCGAUGGCGCAGCUGACGAUCUUCUAUGCGGGAUCCGUGUGUGUUUAUAAUGAUAUUUCUCCUGAGAAGGCUCAGGCUAUUAUGCUUCUGGCUGGCAGCAACGGGCUGCCUCAAACACAAAACAACAUGCUUUCCACAGGUCAGGUGAAAGCAUCAUUCCCUUGUAGUAAUAUUGAGCUCCCUGCUGCCGCUGCUGCUGCUGCUAAACCUAUACAUUCAAAACCUCCCAUGGAUGCCAGUUCUGCUGCACUGAUUGCCUCGAUUGCUCCGACAUUCGUACCUGCAGCUGUGCCUCAGGCUCGAAAGGCAUCGUUAGUUCGGUUUUUAGAGAAGCGCAAGGAACGGAUACACACUUGCCCAUACAGUAUUGCAAAGAAACCAUCAGACUGCUCGUCCACAACGUUGGAUCUGAUGGCCUGACAAAUAGGUGUGUCCUCCAUAUUAGAGAAGUUUAGAUAUAAUCAUCUAAAGCAAAUUUUGUCAAUCUGUUAGCUUAAAUCCAUUCUUGUUUUCGCUUUUCAUAUAUUUUUCUUUUGUACAAUAUUGCUUUGAUUUAUACUUAGAGAAACAAUACUCGAAAAAUUAUGCAAAACUAUUCUGAAUGAUUAUGCUAUGUAUUAUGUUCUUUGUUCAACUUGAAAACGUGACAGAGAAUCAUCCAGAAAAUGUUCAUUUA
Molecule: messenger RNA, 1260 nt
Organism: Cucurbita pepo subsp. pepo (vegetable marrow)
Lineage: Eukaryota; Viridiplantae; Streptophyta; Magnoliopsida; Cucurbitales; Cucurbitaceae
Product: protein TIFY 6B
Biological process (GO): response to wounding; regulation of jasmonic acid mediated signaling pathway; regulation of defense response
Cellular component (GO): nucleus
Source: RefSeq, a predicted model, not a curated record